This is a messenger RNA of Topomyia yanbarensis, 6384 nucleotides long. RefSeq names its product myosin-VIIa-like. Lineage: Eukaryota; Metazoa; Arthropoda; Insecta; Diptera; Culicidae. The record is from RefSeq and is a predicted model, not a curated record. The transcript has 13 exons. Gene Ontology annotation, cellular component: cytoskeleton; myosin complex. Gene Ontology annotation, molecular function: cytoskeletal motor activity; ATP binding; protein binding. Bases 1 to 6384 code for a protein of 2127 amino acids.
AUGGCGGAAAUUACUUCGAAUAUCCAUAUCGUUGGAGAGCGAAAAGGUGAGUGGGUUUGGCUUGCAUCCAAACAGAACAAUGAGUUCGAAAUACCGUACGCAGGCCGGGUCAUCCGGACCCACUCCGGAAAGACGCUUAUCGUGGACGACGAUGACAAUGAGGUGUGGGUCAAGGACAGUGAGGUUAUCAAAGCGAUGCAUGUUACGUCGCAACAAACGGUUAGCGAUAUGAUAACACUCGGGGACCUGCAGGAGUAUGCCAUUUUGCGAAAUCUGAUUGUUCGAUACCAUCAGAAGCAAAUAUACACCUACACCGGCAGUAUGCUGGUGGCCAUUAACCCGUACGAGAUUCUACCGAUUUACACGUACAAUGAGAUCAAUAUGUAUCGCGAUAGAAAAAUCGGUGAUUUGCCGCCUCAUAUUUUUGCCAUCGGUGAUAGUGCAUACCAGGAGAUGCGGCGCGAUGCGCGAAAUCAGUGCAUCGUGAUUAGCGGCGAAUCGGGAGCUGGAAAGACGGAAAGUACGAAAUUGAUUUUACAAUACCUGGCGGCCACCAGUGGGAAGCAUUCGUGGAUAGAGCAGCAGAUUAUCGAAUCGAAUCCGAUUAUGGAGGCAUUCGGGAACGCGAAGACGGUAAGGAAUGAUAAUUCCUCGCGGUUCGGAAAGUACAUCGAUGUGCACUUCAAUAAGGAGGGUGUGAUCGGUAGUGCUAAGAUAGAUCAGUAUCUGCUGGAAAAGUCGAGGAUAGUGCAUCAGAACAAGGGAGAAAGGAAUUAUCACAUAUUUUACUCGAUGCUAGCUGGAAUGAGUAAAGAGGAAAAGAAAUUGCUGGAGCUGGAAGAUGUCUCAAAGUAUCACUACUUAACUGGUGGACAGACAUUGAUUUGCGAAGGACGUAACGAUGCGAGUGAAUUUGCAAAUGUUAGAGAGGCGAUGAAAGUCCUUGCGUUUUCGGAUCAGGAGAUUUGGUCGCUUCUGAGUUUAUUGGCUGCAAUUUUGCACCUGGGAAACAUCAAGUACAAGGCGAUGGUAGUGCAAAAUAUGGAUGCCGUGGAGGUAAAUGACAAUGCGAAUGUGACCAGAGUCGGAAGCCUGCUGGGAGUUCCGAAAAACGUUUUGAUCAACGCGUUAACACGGAGAACCAUAUUCGCCCAUGGUGAGCGGGUUAUAUCCCAUGUUUCCAAAGAGCAGGCAAUAGAAGCACGGGAUGCCUUUGUAAAAGCGAUCUAUGGAAAAAUAUUUAUAAUGAUUGUGGAUAAAAUUAACUGUGCCAUUUACAAACACAAUCCAAGAUCCCGUAUAUCGAUCGGAGUUCUUGACAUUUUUGGAUUCGAGCAGUUCGAAACAAACAGCUUUGAGCAACUGUGCAUUAAUUUUGCUAACGAAAAUUUGCAACAGUUCUUUGUCAAACACAUCUUUAAGAUGGAGCAAGCGGAGUACACGCGCGAAGGUAUCAAUUGGACAAACAUUGAAUUCAUUGAUAAUCAAGAUGUUCUGGAUAUGAUUGGAAUGAAAUCACUGCAUAUUAUGGCGCUAAUCGAUGAAGAAACUCGUUUCCCCAAGGGUACUGAUUUGACUAUGCUUUCGAAGCUACACACAACCCAUGGGUCGAAAACAAUCUAUCUGAAGCCAAAAUAUGACAAUGUUCCUUCAUUCGGGGUUCAACACUUUGCUGGAACGGUCUUUUACUCUGUUAGUGGAUUUUUGGAGAAAAAUCGUGAUACCUUCAGCUCAGAUUUGAAGGAAUUAGUGACAAAGAGCAGCAACGAGUUCUUGACAAAACUAUUCGGAGCAGACGAUUCUCUGGAUACUUCGAAAAGAUCAAUUACUCUGUCGUUACAGUUCCGAAGCUCGCUGGAAUCGCUAAUGAGGACUUUAUCAUCUUGUCAUCCUUACUUCAUAAGAUGUAUUAAGCCAAAUGACCUAAAAAAACCAAAGAUCAUCGACAAAGCUCUAUGUGUUCGACAGCUGCGAUAUUCUGGCAUGAUGGAAACUGCUAAAAUCCGGAAAGCAGGUUACGCGAUCCGACACACUUACACACAGUUCGUGGAACGAUACCGCCAUCUGGCUAAAAAUAUAGGACCCGCUCACAAAGUUGACUGUGUAGCUGCCUCCAGACACAUCUGUCAACGAGUUUUAGCUGAUGUUCCCGAUGACUAUCAGUUUGGCAAAACAAAAAUAUUCAUGAAGGAGAGCCACGAUCUGUUGCUCGAAUCGGAACGAUCCAGGGUCUAUCUACAUUACAUUAUAUUGAUUCAGCGUGCAUUCCGUCGGGUUCUGUUCUUCAAGUAUAUCCGGAGGUACCGUUGGGCGGCCAUUACCAUUCAGAAGCAUUGGCGCGCACGUGGCUAUCGGUCUAGUUAUCUGGUGAUGAUAAACGGUUAUCGAAGGCUGCAGGCGGUGAUUCAAUCUCGCGAGUUAUCGUAUAAAUUCGCUAGGAUUCGGGAUGCCAUGGUGCACCUGCAGGCCCAAUGCAGAGGUUAUUUGACCCGUAUGCACCUGAAGAACAAAAUUACCUACAAAUCGCAGAGAAUGAAUGAGCUUCGUGCACUGAAGCGCAAGGAAGAAAUCCAAUUCAAACAGUCUGGAAACAAACGGUGGAGAGAAGACGCAGAUCACAACUACUGGCUGCGGGUAGACGAGCUGAAUCGAGAGUUCGCUUUGGAAGCAGAAGAAGCCAGAAAAGCAGCCAUGAUAAAACCUCAGCAACCGAUCAAUGCUGACGAGGAGAACAAAAUACUGGACGAUGUGUUCGGAUUCCUGGACGGUUCCAUGAGUCCAGAGCCAAUGCCGAAGCGAAAGGCCUCAUUUGCCGAGGAGAGCGAUCACGCUACCAGCCAGGCCCCAACCAGUGCCACCACAUCGGAGUAUGAGGAAAAUUUUCCCUACCGCGAGGAUUUAUCCGAUUAUAACUUUGUCAAGUACGCAGCCACAUAUUUCGCGAACAAUGCGUCUUAUCAGUUCAGCAAGCGCAAACUUAAAUCCUCGCUGCUAGAUCUAACCAGCCCAGCCGACAUCAUCUCUGCACAGGCUUUGUGGAUUACAAUUUUACGAUUCAUGGGAGAUAUGGCCGAAGCGCGAUACGAGGGCGAUAGCGAGAGCGCGAAGCAUAAACCGGUUAUGCAGAAGCUAACGGUCACGUUGGGUAGGAAUUUCGCCAAAACGAAAGAUUUUCAAAGUUUUCAGCAAAAUCUGUCCGAGCAUGAGCGGAAGUUGAUUCACAGGACGUUGAAGCGGAAAACGAAAAUUCCGAGUGAGUUGAGGGCGCUCGUUGAAAACACUGAUGAAAUUGCUGAUUAUCAAGAUUUUCUUAAUAAUCGUAGUUCUAAUUUGGACAAGCUUCAUUUCAUAAUCGGUCAUGGAAUUCUGAACAAACAAUUGCGAGACGAAAUCUAUUGUCAGAUUUGCAAACAGUUAACCAACAACCCCAAUGCCAGUUCGCAUGCUAGGGGAUGGAUUUUACUUUCACUUUGUGUUGGGUGCUUUCCACCCUCGGAAAAGUUUCAAAAGUAUUUAAGAUCAUUUAUUCGGGAUGGCCCAACACUGUACGCUCCCUAUUGUGAGCAUCGGCUUAAUCGGACGUUGAAGAAUGGAGCUAGAAGGCAGCCACCUUCUUGGCUAGAGUUGCAAACCACUAAAACGAAAAAACCUAUUUCGGUGCAGGUCACCUUAAUGGAUGGGUCCAGCAAGAACGUGGAAAUCGACUCAGCAACAACUGCGGAAGAAAUGUGCGAGCAAAUUUCAUACAACAUUGGACUAACGGAUGUUUUUGGGUUUUCUAUUUUUGUUAUGAUGCAAGAAAAAGUCCUUUCGCUGCAAAGUGGACAAGAGUUCAUCAUGGAUGCUAUUUCAAACUGCGAGCAGUACGCCAAGGAGCAGGGCGGUAGUGAACGGACUGCGCCCUGGAAAAUCUUUUUCCGGAAAGAAAUGUUUGCUCCUUGGCAUGAUCCCUCUGUAGAUGCCAUUGCUACAUGUUUAAUAUACGCUCAGGUUGCUCGCGGUAUCAACUUGGGAGAGCUGGUGAGUACCUCGGAUAAGGACAUUGCAAUGUUGGCAGCGUUGCAGUAUUAUGCCGAUCACGGGAACGAGAUGAACAGCAAAAUACUGCAGGAGAAUUUGAAGAAUUAUAUUCCGAGAAAUCUUGUCAGGCCAGAAACAGCAUCUCGCUGGAUACAAUUGAUCGAGUCUGCUUUCAAGAGAAGUCGAUGUGUAAAAGAAGGCCUCCAAAGGAUCGCUGCCAAGGAAGAUAUAGUUUUAUUCGCGAAAAUCACCUGGAGCAUGAUGUUUUCGAGAUUCUAUGAAGCUGUACAAAUAGAGGGAACUAAGCUUCCGACUAGCAACGUUAUGAUUGCUGUAAACUGGUCUGGACUAUUCUUUGUUGAUGAUCAAGAGCAAGUUUUGGUUGAGUUGUCGUAUUCGGAGAUUAUGCAAAUUGAUUGCGAAGAUGGCGAUGAUAAUGAUGUUGCGACAUUGUUCAUAACCACAAUACAGAAAGAUGAUUUUGUGUUCAAAUCGUUCGACGCAAAGACUUUAUCUGCUUUGAUCAACUAUAUACUUAAAGAGUUACGCAACAGGAGCAUAUAUGCGGUUGCAAUUAAAACUUACACGAGCGAUAGUGAGGCGGAAUCAAUGUUGAACUUGUUAAAAGGGGAUCUGGUGACGCUCGGUCAAGGGUUCACCGGUGAAUCUAUUUUAGCAGAUGAGGCAACAUGGGGAUACGGUGAGUCAAAUGGAAAGUCGGGCUAUUUCCCGACAGAAAUAAUUCAUGUAUUACCGACGAUUUUGCCUCCACCGGCUGCUGUUUUGAGCGUCUAUAGGAAAGAAGGAUUAUUGAAAGCACGGAAACAUGCCACCCCCAAUUACAAUACUGUUCAGAGAAAGAAGAUGUAUACCUUACAAAAAUUCAGUUCAGAUAACUUUAGAGCUCCGAUCAGUGUCAUGUCUUCAUCUUCAACUUUGUCAAGUGUGAAAAAGUCGAGUUCCGAAAUACUUUGGCGACACACCCGUGAACCAAUGAAGGCGCCACUGCUGCAAAAAUUGCAGCACGAUAAGACGAGGUCUGAUGCAGCGGUCAUGAUAUUCGCAGUAAUCUUGAAGUACAUGGGUGACUUACCCAGGGGACGCGAGAUCAUUGAUACGGACCGAAUUUUCGGUCCAGCCCUAAAUGAUGAACUUCUGCGAGAUGAAUUGUUCUGUCAGCUAAUGCGACAGCUUACCGAUAACCAGAUCCAGGUCAGCGAGGAACGCGGUUGGGAUUUACUAUGGCUGGCGACCGGUGUCAUGCUUCCGAGUCAGCAACUAAUGAAAGAGCUGUUCGAAUUUCUUAAAACUAGAAAGCACCCGAUCGCUGCAGAAUGCUUGCAGAGAAUACAUAAGUCACUAAAGCUUGGCCAACGGAAGUACCCACCAUAUAUUGUGGAGGUGGAAGCGAUUCGCUGCCGAACAGUUGAAAUCUAUCAUAAGGUGUACUUCCCGGAUGACACGGAUGAGGCAUUCCAGAUUGAAUCCUUUACGAAAACGAAGGAUUUGGUGCAAACCAUCACUAAACGGUUGGAGCUUAAAUCUAGUGAAGGCUUUAGUUUGUUCAUUAAAAUCGGUGAUAAAGUGUUCUCCGUUCCGGAGGAAUACUUUAUUUUCGAUUUUAUCUAUGAGCUCAUGGAAUGGAUGCGAGAAACUCUGCCAUCCAGAUCAAAUGACAAUCGAAUUCAGUGCGAAUACCAGUUAUUCUUCAUGAAGAAAUUGUGGAUCAAUGUGGUGCCCGGAAAGGAUUCUUUUGCGGAUCAAAUGUUCUAUUUCCACCAAGAGGUACCUAAAUUACUACAGGGCUACUAUAAAGUGUCUAAGUCUGAGGCUGUUGAGCUGGCUGCUUACAUAUUUUGGGCUCAGUAUGAAGAACAGGAUAUCCAGUUACUACAGAAGUCUUUCUCUGAAAUGAUGUUAUUGUUAAUUCCUGAGGAUGCUAUACGAAUGCAGAAGGCAGACCAGUGGAAAAAAGAUAUCGUAUCCAAAGUACAAUCUCUGAAUGGAAUCAGCUCAUCAGCUGCUAAAUUAGAGUUCCUAAAGAUUGUACACAAAUUCCCAAUGUUUGGUUCUACGUUCUUCGUCGUGAAACAAGCGACCGAUCAGAAUCUUCCGACUACGUUGCUAGUAGCGAUCAAUAGGAAUGGAUUCAAUUUGGUUGAUCCACGUACAAAGGACAUACUGGCAGAAUACAGUUUCAUGGAACUAAACUUUUGGAGUUCCGGUAAUACCUAUUUCCACAUAAAAUUCGGAAGCAUGAUGGGUUCCUCUAAACUGUUGCUGGAAACGAAACAGGGGUACAAGAUGGACGAUCUACUGACAUCCUACAUACGUCUCUUCAAAAUGCAAGGACAACGAAACUGA